AUGGACCAAACAAAAUUCAACGACCAACAUCCUGGCCAGCUCAAAUUUGAUGAGUUUCUCACCGAAGAUGCGCUCAAAAUGAUGCGAUACACGAGCAACAAGCUAUCCCUAAAUUUCUUCCUCACACCGGGAACAGAGAAAGGGCAACCGCAUUGGGACUCACUCAACAAUGUGGGAAAUGAUCAGGCUUUUGGUGCGGAUCUCAAUAUUACGGACGAUUCUUUCUUGAGGAUCUUCGACGAUGUCAUAGAAAUUCCGGAUAUUCUCGCAAAUGAGCAACAGCAGAACCAACUCGGUGGAAGCCCGAGCGUUGCGAUGAAGGAUUUUAGGGCAGAUGCCAAUACCGAUUUUCCGACGACGCCGAGUUUGAACCAGAACAAUUUGAUCACUAAUGUUUCCGAGAAUUCACUUCCGAUCGAUAAUUCCCAUCUUUCGUCUGCUCCUCAAACCAGCAAUGACUCCAAAGUACCAUCAAAAGAUACUCCAUUCACUAUGGAAAAAGCCCAUUCUCAAACCAUGCAAAUAAACCCCCAGCAAUCCCCCGAACAAGAAAAAGCAAAUGCUUCUCCCCAUUUAAAAGAAAAACCAUCUUCCCUUUCCACCGCUAGCACACCUCUCCGCCCGAAAAAGAAGCGUCGUCCGCGUGCGAAAAAAGUUCUCACCCCGGCGGAAACUCUCAUGGUACGGGAAAAAUACCUCGAGAAAAAUCGACGCGCAGCGCGAAAAUGUCGUCUUAAGAAAAAAGCAGAAAUGGCUGCUGAUCAAGCGAAAUACGAUCACUAUGUUUCGGAAUUACGUGCUACGAAAAAACAGCUCGAGGACAGUCGGAAGGAAUUGUUGGAAUUAAUUGCGGUUUGUAAGGGUAUGGUGGGGGAAGGAUGCGGUGAUGGAGUUAUUAGGAGGUUUGUGGCGAAUUGGGAGAGGAGGGAGGAGGCUUGUAGGGGAAUGUUGGAGAGUGGGGAUAUGGGGGUUGAGGCGUGGAAAUUGGUGGAGAAGUGUAGGAGUGCGAGGUUGGGGGAGGGGGUUUUGGGCGAUGUAGGAUUAGAUGGAGGUGGUGAGGCAGCGCCGUUUUGGCAGGAUUCCAAUGCGUUGGGCUUGAAGACCCAGGGUUCUGCGCUGGGAAAUGAGGUGGUGAUGGGACAGGGAAAUACUGACCCGGUGAAUGCGACUGCGGCGGAAGAUUCUUGUUAUCUCUCUUCCGGUUUGACAGAUUGUGAUGAGACAGCUCCGUAUAGCUUUUGUCAACAUUCACCUCUGACACAGCAAACACAGCUACCUGAAAAUCCCAGACAACAUUCAAGACAACAUUCAAGACAGCAACUCCAAAACAUAAAUUGGCACCAUUUUGUAUCCUCGUUUCAGGAACCCUCUGCAUCGAUUCCCACCACAGGUUUCACAAAUUCCAACCACAGCGAAACAUCUUUCCAGUCACCAUACUCCGCAACUCAAGCGACUCAAUCCAUGACAUCACCCCUAACCUCCUCACCUACAUCACCAUUCCAAAGCCACCAAGAAGGCCAGAUCAUCCCCACCUCUCUAACCAUAUCAACCUCCGAAACCAACUCACCAAACUCCCAAUCUUCUCCCACCUCUCUCAACAAACCAAACUCACAAAAUCUCCAACAACGAAGUAGUUCCAUCAAAAUUGCCCCACGAUUACGUCACGAAAGUCUCGAUAGCGGAUAUGGAUCUAUCUGCUCUACAACAACGCAUCAAUCAAAUUCCAACUCCAACUCCAACUCCCUAUCGAUCAAUUCCGCAUCCGUAUCCUCUUCCCAAAACCCCUCAAGCACCAAUUCAAACUGCUGGUCCCCAUCCUCUUACCUCUACGCAUCAGAAAUAAACCCCACAAACACAUUGCACGACUCCUGUAUGAAUUUCCCCCCUGAAAAUGCGGAAAUAAAUACCAUUAAUCUUCCCAUCAUUUGCAAUGUCAAUGUCAAUGCAAAGACAAAUGCAAAUCAGAACUAUGAAGAAACACUAUCCAAUUCCUCAACAAACCCUUCUUCCUCGUCCUUCGGCGCCCUAGUUACAGACUCCGAAUUCGGAUAUAACGAAAUUGCUGAUGCGGGUAUGGAUACACAUACUACAGCUACAACAACAGCGCAAAAUAAUUCCUCCAAUCAUCCUCCAACUACCAACGAUAUGGAUAUCGAUAAAGACCCAUCUAAAUCCAUCAUAAUAGUUUCCUAA
Messenger RNA from Sclerotinia sclerotiorum 1980 UF-70, 2193 nucleotides. RefSeq lists its product with no specific name. Gene Ontology annotation, molecular function: DNA-binding transcription factor activity. The coding region runs from base 1 to 2193 and encodes 730 amino acids. The record is from RefSeq and is a predicted model, not a curated record. The transcript has 2 exons. NCBI's taxonomy places the organism in Eukaryota, Fungi, Ascomycota, Leotiomycetes, Helotiales, Sclerotiniaceae. Gene Ontology annotation, biological process: regulation of DNA-templated transcription.